GUAGGGUGUAAUUGGGGAUUCUAAAUCACAGACGGCUCGCUGCGCUCGCCGUCCGUGAUUUAGACCUCCCCAAUCACACCCCGAGUUGCGAUCCGGUGGAAACCUGCGUCGCGCAACUGAUAAUCGGUACUGGUCCAUCAGGAUAUUUAUCUUGUACAAAUCAGUACCAGAUACAUAAUCCUGAUCGAGCUUUUACUCACAGUCUACCAUUAAAUAUGCGGGCGGUCUCAGUAUCAUUUUUAAUACAGCAAUGUAGAAAAAUAGCAAAUGUUUUAGAGCGUCAUGUCUAACAACUAUUAUUUAUCUAAAGGUUUAAUUGCAAGUGUUUACCAAAUUAUUGUAAAAAACAGCAAAACCUUCGCAUGCGGUGUACCGUCUGGUAAUCAAUAAUGUUCAGUCAGUAAUGUUUUUACGGUACACCGCUUGCUCGGGUCAUUUUCCCAUUCAAUAAUUUCUCAUUCAAUAAUUUCCCAUUCAAUAGUAUUUCAUUUCAUGCGUCUACCAUUAACGUGUUCAGACUGCCCACAUCUUACUAACGUUUAUGGUGUAGCAUGGGUGACUAGGUACAAGGAUACUUGCAAUUUCGGAUUGGGCGUAUCCUACUCAUGCAAUGCAUAUCAUACAAGACCAGUCAAGUUAAUAAAUUUGUUUUUUGUAUAUAUAGCGAAGGAUCGUAAAAACUUUGACAGCGCGAUGUAGGAAUACAAACUUAUGUUUCAUUCAAUGUAGCCUUUAUUUCAGUCUACUAUGUACUAAUUUGAUGCAUGUUAAAUGUAAACUAAUACAUGGUUCUAAUACGUCACGUCUCGUUUUAUGCCACAUGAUAUCUGCCUCAAUGAAGAAAUUGUUUAUAAAUACUUCAACAAGUAGGUACUGAUUUACAUGCAUGACAAGUGAAUGUUAGUUAUUUCACCUGCUAGGUACGUACUUGGAAUGCAAUUUUUGUUUUCAAUAUAUUUUUUCAUUUAAUCACAUUGAAAUAUAAAUAUAUAUAUUUUAAUAUCCAUUAUUAUAUUUAUUGGUACUUGAUGUAUAUCGUGAUCGUGGUUAAAAGGUAUUUUUUUCACAAAUUUCCAAAUUCUGAUUUCAGUUUCAGGCUUAGAUAUACCAUGCUGCACAUGUAGGUUUCGGCUUAGUAUACCAAUUUUGCAACACCCUGUUUAUACAUGAUGUUACGGAACCCUCAGCGCGUGUUUCGCCAGAUUUUAUAUGGUAAUGCGCAUGAGCACCAUGGGCGUAACUUGCGUUUCGAAGUACAGAUUUAUCUUGCUUUUCUGAUAAUCAGGUGAUUCAGCCUGCAAUGCAAUGUCUUAACGGCCUAACAAAUAUGAGUACAACUCAAAAUACCUAUCUUCACAGCGCGUGUUGCCCCGCGGAUUCGAACCCGCGACCUCUUGGUCGAGAGCCAUUGGCUAAGUUGGCAAUUAAAGAAUAAAAUUAUAUUAUAUAUAUCAUAGAAUUUUUUAAGGAAAUGAAUCUGACUUUCCAUUUGAAAGACCUUCUUCUGAUCACUUAUCCACUUAAGAUUUAUUUACAAUGCGAGCUAGUGCAGUUAAAACAUACUUACAGCUAGUUUCCAAUACAUGAUUCAAUCGAUGAUUAACUUUUAUUGGCCUUUUGGAAACAGAAAGCGGAAGAUGUAGGUAGGUUUGAUUUGAGGUGAAAAGCUUUGAAAACACGGAAAAUGUCUCCGUAGCUUAAUAUAACUUGGAUAUGCUACUAAAUAGUAACGUCCUAGUAUGUUAUUAAAGAUCUCUAGCAACUAUUUCAUGUAAUGCCUUAUUGGAAGCCAUUGCCUUAUAAAAUUAUAGUAUCUUAUUUCUGAAUUCGGUAAACAUAAUCAAAUGUAUGAUCCGCUUAAGGUAUGUAAGGAUGAGUUUAUACUAAAGAAUCACUAUGACUUAUUAAGUUGAGUAAUUAGUUCUUAAGGAUUCGGGACAUAAGGUUUAUUAUACUUUAAACAUGUAUUAACAAAAAUAUAUAUUUAUGUUGGUUUUGCAUUAUGAAUAGCGCCUUAUAAUUUGCUGAACAAAACUAUUCGCUCCGCCUCAGAGGACCUUUUUCAUACGCGAGACUGCGAGAGUGACAUUAUACUGCAUCGUUCAGUGGUUCAGUGUUGUGAUUAUAAGUGCUGGUGUUCCUGUAGCUCCUCAGCAGAUCUUCAUAAGUAUGGCUCACUGGUCGCAAAAUCCGUUUUGGGCAGACGAGGAUAUCUUCGCAUCCAGCUCUACCAAUCCUGCCUCGAACCAGAAAAAAGAAAAGAAGAAAGAACCAGCAAAACGCGGUAAAGCUAGUUCCAAGAGCUCAGCGCCGCCGCCCGCUGCGAGCGUCGCCCCGCGAGACCUGUUCGCCUGCGGCUCCGACACCGAGCCCGAGGAGCCCAUCCCGGCAACGCAGCCCUCGGCCGUUAAACGCAAGCGUGCUGUUUUUCCUGAUUCCGAGGACGAAGCAACAAACGUUGUUCCAGGCAAAUGCAGUCGCGCGGCGGUGCCUGCAACACAACUACGCAGCUUCUUUACGCAGAGGACUGCUUCUGGGUACAGCACUCAGCGAGAUCCCCUCAAGCGAGGCGAAUAUUUUAUUGAGCUGCGCGUUUAUAACACAGCGGAAGCGGAGAAACUCCAGGAUGAGAAGUGGCGUCAUCCAAUCCUUGCUAUAAAAGUAGGCGCGGAUACUAACAGUAGCGUGUGGCGCGCGACGAGUCGUCUAGUUCAAGCGACUCGGGAAGAUUUUGCUCAUAUUCAGCCCAUCAUUUACCCCAACUGCUAUUCAUAUUAGAGGCCUACGUUUUUCAACUGUAUGGUUACGGUUAUACCUAGGUACCCAACCUAUUGGCAUAUAUAAAAAUUAAUAUGUACUUUUGUUAUUUUAAAUAUAUAAUCAAACAAUUAUAGAAUUAUUUACAUUUUACUCUAACCUUUGAAUUACUUAUUAGCUAAUGAUUCGUAAAAUAACUUUUUUGGAUUUAAACACAUAUCUGUCUAUUCGCUUUCGAUUAUUGAUGUUGUAGUAGUGACUUAAUACUUGUAAUAAUUGAGAAACUCGGUAAAUAUACAAGGUAGGUACGUUAUACUUUAAUAUACCUACUAGUUAAAAAUUUAUGACAAUCCAGUAAAAAUAAAUAAGGUUUCUUCAUUUAAUAUUAAUAAAUAAAAUGUUUUGCACAACUUGUAAUGUGGUCGUACCAAGUUAUGCAGCGCAUAAAAAAUCUAACAUUCAUAAAUCCAACAGUUUAAUCAGAUCCGAAUUCGAUAAUGUGUUAAUAAUAGCCACGGCUUUUAAAAAUCGAAUUUUGAGCUAUAGAGUCAAUCCAUCAACAUCGUGCUUAUCGCCAGAACUAUUUUUGUUAAAUAUAAAAGAUACUGUCUGUAAUCUUAUCAAAAAAUCUUUGGUAGCACAUAGAGCAAUAAAAAUUAACUUUGAGCUUUAUGUCUCUUAUACUUUGCCGAAAAACGAGGAAACGUCAAUAAAAUCUUUCAACACAAGUUAUGAGGCUCUUUUUGAAAAUUCAGAUAUUUCAUCUGUUUAUUGCAACUCAGCAGAAAAACUUGUUACCAAAUGUUCCGAGUUUGAACUUUCAGAGUCUGGUUGGACGAUUGAUUCUAUAAGCCAUUUAGAGGUAAACAUAAAUAAAUACAAUCCCUUGAGAGCUGGAUCUUUCGUUAAACUACCGGCGAAAAUAAGCAGAACUAAAGCUUGUUUAAAUAUUCAAAAUAAGGACGAACAUUGUUUCUUGUGGAGUAUAAUGGCUCAUUUAUAUCCCGCGAAAAAUAACCCAGUUAGAGUAAGAAUGUAUCCCCAUUAUUCCAAAGUGUUAAACACUGCGGGAAUGACUUUCCCACCAAGUUUUGAGGACAUUAAAUUAUUUGAGAAAUUAAAUCCUGACAUAAGUAUUAAUGUUUACGGCCUAGAAACGAACAGUGAUGUCGUUGGACCACUAUUUAAAACUUCAUCACGUAAACUUACUCACGUAAAUUUGCUAUAUAUUGAUAACGGUGGAAAAGGACAUUAUUGUCUGAUCAAAAACUUUGAUAGACUUGUUCGUAACCAACUUACGCAGCAUAAAUGUAAAAUAUUUUUAUGCGAUGAAUGUUUUAUUUAUUUUAAUUCAGAAAAAAAGCUUUGUGAUCAUAACUGUGCAAGAGUAAAAACUACAUUGCCCCCGGAAGGCAGUAAGAUAUCAUUUUCAAACGUAGAUAAGACGCAACGAAUUCCAAUAGUUAUUUACGGGGACUUUGAAAGUUUACUUCAUGAGUACAAUGACAAGAACAAAUCUGAACAUGUAGAAAACAUUCAAAAACAUGAAGCUACUUGUUUUGCAUAUUACAUCUGCUGUAAAUCUAACCCGGCAUUAAAUGAGUAUGUUUCAUAUCGCGGGGCCCGCUGUGCUAAAAAAUUUGUGGAAACUAUUUCAAAUGAUGUUAAAAGAUUGUAUCAGAUAUUGUCAGUCGCGCAACCUAUGUUGCCUUUAAGCCAAGAGGAAAAAACAUCCUUUGAUAACGCAAAUACGUGCUAUUUCUGUGAAAAAAACUUUUCGCGCGAUGAAAUUAAAGUAGCAGACCAUGAUCAUUUCACUGGUAAAUAUCGAGGUCCUAGCCACAAGUCGUGUAACUUAAAAGCUAAAGUUUGUCCUUUCAUUCCCAUAAUAUUUCAUAAUUUAUCGGGUUAUGAUUGCCAUUUAUUCAUUAAUGAACUGUCAAGUAUAAUAGGACGUGUUAAUCUCAUUCCUAAAAAUAAAGAAAAAUUCAUUUCCUUUACUAAGUUUAUACCUAUUGACGCAAAAAAUGUGGCUCAGCUAAAAUUCAUAGAUUCUUUUAAUUUUUUGAGCUCUGGUUUAGAUAAACUAGCCAAAACACUAAGUUCUAGUGACUUUAUAAACCUACGUAAAUAUUUCAAAGAUCAAUAUUUGUUCGAUUUGGUUCGUCGCAAAGGAAUUUAUUGCUAUGAUUAUGUCAAUUCAUGGGACCGUUAUAGUGAGAACCAGCUUCCCGAGCGAAAACACUUCUUUAGUAAACUUAAUUCUGAAGAUGUGUCCGAAGAAGAUUAUAAGCAUGCGUUGAAUGUGUGGCAAUCCUUUAAUAUUAAAAAUAUUGGAGAGUAUACGGAUCUUUAUUUAAAAUGUGAUGUGCUAUUGUUAUGCGAUAUUUUUGAAAAAUUUCGUAGUAUGAGUUUAAAAUAUUAUCAAUUGGAUCCAUGCUACUAUAUCUCAUCUCCAUCAUUAAGUUGGGAUGCGAUGUUAAAAUUCACAAAAGUUGAAUUAGAUUUAAUAUCGGAUUUAGAAAUGUAUCAAAUGAUUGAAAAUGGAAUACGAGGUGGCUUGGCGCAGUGUUCCCUAAGAUAUGCAAAGGCUAAUAACAAAUACUUACCACAUUAUGAUAAAAAUGAACCAAACUCAUUUCUAAUUUACUUGGAUUGCGUAAAUUUAUACGGAUUUGCGAUGAUGAAAAAGCUUCCAACAAGUAAUUUUCAUUUUUUAAAUGAUUUUGAAAUACAGAAAUUUAAUAUUUUAAAUCAUAGUGCUGAUGAUAAUCAAGGAUUUAUACUAGAGGUGGAUCUCAGCUACCCAGCUAAUAUCCAUAAAGAGCACUCUGAUUUGCCAUUUGCGCCUGAAAAGUUAGUUCCCGCCGGCGGUACAACUAGCAAACUUAUUGCUAAUUUAUAUGAUAAACAUCAUUAUAUUAUUCAUUAUGUUCACCUAAAAGAAUGCCUGAAACAUGGAUUAAAAUUAUUAAAGAUACAUAAAAUACUAGCGUUUGAUCAGAAAGUAUUUUUAGAACCCUAUAUUUCGCUAAAUACAUCCCUUCGUCAAAAGGCCACCUCGGAUUUUGAAAAAGACUUCUUUAAAAAACAAAACAAUUCAAUAUUCGGAAAAACAAUAGAAAAUAAACGGAAACAAGUCGAUGUUAAAUUAGUUACAGUGUGGAAAGAUGUUUGCAACAAUACAAAUAAACUUUGCGGUGCAGAAAAAUAUAUAAGCGCUCCGAAUUUUAAAAAUUUAGCGAUUAUAUCUGAGAACCUGGUGGCCAUUCAUUUACAGCGAACACAUGUUAUUUUAGACAGACCAAUAUACAUCGGUUUUUCUGUUCUCGAAUUAGCCAAAACUCAUUUGUAUAGAUUUCACUAUUCCUUUAUGAAACCUUUUUAUGACAAACGUAUACAAUUAUGCUAUACAGACACAGAUAGCUUUCUUUACUUGAUAUAUACGAAUGACUUUUAUGAAGAUAUGAAAGAUAAUAUACAAUACUUUGAUACCAGUAACUUCGAGCAAAAUAAUAUUUACAAAAUACCUCCCAAAAAUAUGAAAAUACCUGGGUAUUUUAAGGAUGAAUUGGGUGGAGAAAUAAUUUCGGAAUUCGUUGGCUUAAGAGCUAAGUUAUAUUUUAUAGACACAUGUAAAAACAGUAUUAAAAAAGCAAAAGGAAUUAAAAAAUCUGUAACAAAAAAACUUUAAUUAAAUCAAUACAAAAAGUCACUAUUUAAAAACGAAAGCUUUAGGGAUGAUAUGUUUUUAAUUCGUUCAAAAAAUCAUCAAAUAUUUACACAAAGAGUUAAUAAAUUAAUACUAUGUAGAUCUGACAAUAAAAGACAAAUUUUAGAAGAUAAAAUAACAACUCUACCUUGGGGUCAUUGUAAUACUUCUCUUUAAUGCUACUUCUUAAAUUGUAUUAUGUAAUUCUUUUUAGAUACACAGUGAUAAAUGUAUUAUCUACUAUGAAUAAAACAAGUUAUGCUCGCAUAAGUAUGUGUCAUUGUGUUUUGUAAGAAGGUAAUAAUUUUUAAGAUAUGUAAGGUACUAUUCCGCGCAUCGCGGCUUUUUAACUGUCACGCUGAUGUCGAUGAAAAAUACUGGCAUUGGCCGCGCGCCAUAGUCGUAAGCCGCGAUGCAUGGAUUAGUACCUUUAGUGAUAAUUGUACCUACUAUGCAUAAAACAGGUCAUGCUCGCAUGUUAAAUUGUAUUUGUAAAUUCUUAGUGAUAAAUGUAUACCCAGUUACUAUGAAUAAAACAGUUCAUGCA
Messenger RNA from Plutella xylostella (diamondback moth), 7016 nucleotides. The record is from RefSeq and is a predicted model, not a curated record. Lineage: Eukaryota; Metazoa; Arthropoda; Insecta; Lepidoptera; Plutellidae.